CUUCCUCCAACCCCACCGCCGUCCUUACCUCCUCCAUGGCCGACACGUCACCCCUUCUCCAUUCCCCGAGAAUCACUCCGUCCAAUCCAUAUAACCCAAUCCCGCAUUCCCACAUUUGUAAUCUUCUUUUUCUGCUGCGAUUCUCUUCAUCUUUGUUCUUCGAUUUUGUGAGAAGAUGAAAUCUGUGGUCUUAACAGAUGAAAACAACAACGACGUAGACGUCGAUUUAGCGUUGUCAAUCGGCGGAGUUUUUAGAACCUUACCGGAGAAAUCGACGGCGUCUGGUUCUUCCUUCACGUUGUGGACUAGCGAUGUAGACGAGGAGGAUAGCGGAGUUACUGAUGCCAAGAACAGAGGCCAGAUCCGGCGACGAGAGACCAAGAGGAAACGAGACGAGGAAGACGAACGGAAUCCGCCAUUGAAGAGGGAGAAGAAACUUCAAGGCGUUGGAUAUGAAUGUCGAAAUGGAUCUGCAGAGCUAAUGCCGUAUCCUUACUCGUCGUUGCAGUACGUGCCGUUUAUGAAUGGCUUCGUUUUCCCCUGUGUGGUGCCGUACUGGGCGGCGGCUGGCCACGGCGGUGAGAGAACCGUCCAUCAGCCGGUAGCUUGCCGGAGCUUCAGGCCGUUUGAGACGGAUCGAAGAGGUUCAGACGGAUUUUCGAAUGGAAGGAAGAACAGGAAAACUGGGUCUUGUGGAUCAUCCCCUGUUUGCAGUUCCUCUGUUAUUUCUGAUAAUUACCAGAGUUCAUCUCAUGAAGGAGGUGGUAGCAGCUAUACCAGAAACAAUUCAUGUAAUUCCUCAUCAGAUCGACACCAAAUGCGAUGUCCGAACCCGAAACCGAAUACGAAUGGUUCUGUGAAUCAUGAUAAACCAAAGCCUUGCAGUGAGAACGGGACACAAUGUGAAGAGAAAUCUGGUGAAUCCCAUGUCCACAAGAAAGAGCCAAUCACUGCAUCGAGCAACAAAUCUGUUUUCAAUUCCCAGAGGUCUCCUUCCAUGUCAAUAAAGAACAUGAAGAUGGAGAAUGAGGAACUUCCAAAGCCUCAAAUUCUAGGCCGGAAUGUGCCAAGCCUUCAGCAAAUGCCCUACGUUUCGACGACCGGAGUUGGUCCCAACGGCAAAACCAUCACUGGAUUCUUGUACAGAUACUCCAACUUGGAGGUCAGUAUUUUGUGCGUCUGCCAUGGAGAAUCCUUUUCACCGGCCGAGUUCGUCAAGCACGCCGGGGGCGAAGAAAUUUCUCACCCUUUGAGACACAUUAGUGUUCUUCCUACUAAUGGAAUACCAUCUGCAAUCAGAUGAAAGCAUUUGAUCUUAGAUCAUAACAGCUUAACGUGUUUUUUUUAUAUUGAAACCUUGGGGCAGGAGAGGAUCUGUAGCGAAGUACUUCAACGUCUUAUUUGAGGGCUCUUUCAGGCCCCAAAUCUUUUGGCUUUGUGCAUAUUUUUAGAACAUUUUCCAAGGCAUUCA
Messenger RNA from Cucurbita moschata (crookneck pumpkin), 1471 nucleotides. Its product is annotated as ninja-family protein AFP2-like. Gene Ontology annotation, cellular component: nucleus. NCBI's taxonomy places the organism in Eukaryota, Viridiplantae, Streptophyta, Magnoliopsida, Cucurbitales, Cucurbitaceae. The record is from RefSeq and is a predicted model, not a curated record. Gene Ontology annotation, biological process: signal transduction; negative regulation of DNA-templated transcription. The transcript has 2 exons. Bases 176 to 1303 code for a protein of 375 amino acids.